AUGGCUGCUUUUCGCCACAUUCUUGUUGCAUUUUGUCAGGCACUUAUCAUCGCUGAGGUGAUCCUGGGGCAAAGUGAUAGGGAGGUGCUCCGCGAACUGAAGAGCUUCCUGCAGGCGCAAAACCCGAUCAACCGUGGCGCCUAUGACACUUGGUCGGAGGCCGAGGUCUCGCCGUGCUGUCUCCAAGGGGUUGGGUGUGACGCGGCCGGCCGUGUCAGUUAUCUCGACCUCUCGAGUUCUAGCAUCACCAGUCCGUCCUUCGGUAAGUUUUCAUGUCUCACCCGGCUCACGCACCUCGAUCUCUCAGCAAACAGUAUUACUGGCCAAUUGCAUCCAGAUCUCAAGCAUUGUCGGGGUCUCCAGUACCUCAACUUAUCAAGCAACCUCAUCGGUGGCGCCCUUGAUGUGUCCACCCUGACCAACCUACGCAUACUGGAUCUAUCCCAUAAUCGGUUCCAGGGCGACAUUAGGACAAACUUCCCGUCCAUCUACCACAACCUCAGUGUUAUUGCUGUCUCUGGCAACAACCUUACAGGCAGGAUAAGUGGGCUAUUCAGUGGCUGCUCCAAGCUCAGUGAUGUUGAUCUGAGCUGGAACCAAUUCACCGGAAAAGCUGUAUGGAAAGGGAUUGAAAGGCUUACACGGUUCACAGCCGCAGCAAACAACCUCACAGGGAGCAUUCCUUCGAGCACGUUUCCUAAGGGGUGCAAGCUGCAAUCUGUGGAUAUCUCCAGCAACCAGCUGUCUGGCAGUUUCCCAAAUUCAAUUGCCAAUUGCUCAAGCUUGAAAGCCAUGUCCCUGUGGAACAAUAGCUUUGGUGGAUCUAUACCACCAGGAAUUGGCUCGAUUGCGGGACUCGAAGAGCUGGGUCUCUCGAGCAACCAGUUCCAUCACAGGAUACCACUUGAGCUGAUGAAUUGCACCAACCUAAAAUUUCUGGAGAUCAGUCAGAAUACCUUUGGAGGGGAGGUGCAACAGGUCCUUGGAAAAUCAACUAGCCUGAAGAGCCUUGUGCUUCAAGGGAAUAAUUAUAGUGGGGGCACUAUCUCCUCUGGCAUUCUACAGUUGCCAAAUCUCAUCUAUCUUGACCUCAACUUUAACAAAUUCUCCGGCAAGCUGCCUAGCAAAAUCGCUAGCAUGACAAGCAUCGAAUCCCUCGAGCUUGCAAAUAAUAACUUCUCUGGUAAAAUCCCAACAUCAUAUGGUCGGCUUCUGAGGCUCCAAGCAUUGGGCUUGUUGUACAAGAACCUCUCCGGCGAGAUCCCAUGA
Messenger RNA from Triticum turgidum subsp. durum (durum wheat), 1269 nucleotides. The record is from the annotation of a GenBank genome assembly. Lineage: Eukaryota; Viridiplantae; Streptophyta; Magnoliopsida; Poales; Poaceae.